Microthlaspi erraticum is the source of this 459-nucleotide messenger RNA. The record is from the annotation of a GenBank genome assembly. NCBI's taxonomy places the organism in Eukaryota, Viridiplantae, Streptophyta, Magnoliopsida, Brassicales, Brassicaceae.
AUGACAGUCCAUGCUUUACCCAGAAAAGGCAACAACAUCUUGAUCCAUCACCACCCGACCCGAGAACCUAAAAAGAAGCUCCGACGGCUCCCGCAUAUCUUCAGCCGCGUCUUAGAGCUUCCUUUGAGGUCAGACGCUGACGUGGCGGUAGAAGAGAGGUUGGACUGUUUCAGGUUCGUCGCGGAAACUGACGGAGGAGGUGUGAGAGCUUACGUGGUGGAGAUCCAUCCCGGAGUGACCAAGAUUCUGGUGAGAACGAACGGGUCUAGUCCUUCACCUUUCCCUGUCUUUAUUCCCUAUUAUAUCAAAUUACACCUUGCUUCGAUCCCGUUAAAAACUGUGCUGUGCUGUCUCGUGAACAGAUUCAUGGUUCUUCAACGGAUGUCUUACAACAACCAUCACGUUGCACCCACAAAAAUUAAUUAUCCAUAUAAUCGUGGUGUCGAUACGAACCUCUAG